Rubroshorea leprosula is the source of this 1024-nucleotide messenger RNA. The record is from the annotation of a GenBank genome assembly. NCBI's taxonomy places the organism in Eukaryota, Viridiplantae, Streptophyta, Magnoliopsida, Malvales, Dipterocarpaceae.
AUGGUGGUGCAGUAGGAGGCAUAGAUGCAUGGUGAAUAACCAAGGAGAAGAUUCACUUCAUCUAUGGUUGAUGUUCAACAUUGCCACAGCUGUGAAAAUAUCAGCCAAGGUAUUCAGAGCUUUGGCCCCUAUUAUUCUGGCAGCUGUCUACCAACCACCCUGUCGUCAGAUACGAGGACAAAUCUCCACCCAUGGGUAUGGGUGGCGGUUGGGCAUGACCUGUUGAGUCGUUUGUGUCAAAAGGGAUUCUACGAACACUUAACAGCUUUGAUGUCCAAUAUUUGCAGGGCAUUCCCUUUGUCAUUAAUGUCGCUGGAAACAAGUUGAUGAUUUGUGUGUUUAGCCGUAUCAAUCUGGAUGUCAAGUUUAUGGCUGCAAAGCUUCUUAGCAUGUAAUCAGGCUCCUAUUUACGCAUGACGAUUGUCUUGUGGACAACAUGCCUUGGUCCAGAAUUUAGAACCCAAGACCGAGUGGCUGGAUCAGGGAUUUUGAGCAAGAAAGAGUUAUCAUCUAAGCUGGUGACUGAAACAGGGCUUCUUCCCUCCCAAACCUUGUUGGCCAUGCUCAAGAUUCUGCCAUAACCAAGAGGAGCAUCUUCUGUAAAAGUUACCGAUCACAAUCUUCCCACAUCUUUAUCCCCUCACAAACUGCACGAGGCAGCUUACCCUAAGCUUUACAUUCUCAAGAACAGAGGGUGGCGUGUAAGAGCCUUCAAAGAACUCUUCGCAACAGUGGCCCAAGCUAUAGGCAGCACCAAUCAUUCACUUGAAGAAUUCAAGUUUCCAGUUCAGUUAUUAAGUUGUAAAAUUCCCUCUGUAGGAAGCAAAUAUCCUCCUUACAAACUCAAAUUUACCUUUUCCUCUUUGUUUUUAAUUAAAUCUCAUCAUCUUCAUCUCCUUUUCUGAAGUGGAGGGUGGAUGGGCUGGAGGUUUAUCCUUCCCUGCCUCGGUAAUCUAAUCUUAUUUGCUACUGCGUGCAAAUGAUUGAUAGAAGUUGAGAUGAGCAUUAAAGAAGUGAACAUUUG